CACCAAUGACUCCUUUGUAAACAAGACGUUGACUCGCUGAGUGUAUUUCCCGAUUCACAUACACCCCAUAUAGCCUAGGUUGUGGGAUGUGGAUUCUUGGAAAUAGUUGUCUAAAUUAAUUGACAGUUAAUUUUAAUCUAGAGAUUAUUGAUAAGUAAAAUUUAAUCAUUAAUUGCCAUAAUUUUAAAAUAAAAUUAAAAUACAAAUGAGUGGCGUUAUAGGGUCUUUUAAAUUUCAAAGUUGUUGAUGUGUAGUGUGAGAUUUGAAAAAUGUUUGAUGAAAGAAUCGUAGCCUCAGUGUUUUGCUAAUUUUGUUUUUCUACAGUAUUCAUUGAAGAAACAGUCCCAAAAUAAAUUGUAUACUUAGAAAUGGCUGCUCCACAAAGUGAAGAUGAUGGGAUUCUGAGGGAGUGGGCUCCCUUGAGUGGGUUCUUGAAGGAGGUUCCGCUAACGGUGCGACGUGGCCUGUUUCUCGAAACAGUGGCCUUGACUUGUAUCGAUGUGGUGCCAGAAUAUCUUGCUGUGGGCACCAACAUCGGUGUCGUGUAUUGGUACAAUCGAGAGACGCAUGAAAUGCAGCGAUUACGUCCCGAGAAGACAACACACAAGAUUACCAGUGUGAAGGUGGUCUCCUCAGUAGACUACAUGGUGGCUGCUGGUGACAACAGUGGCACUGUCACCGUGUUCAAGAUCCCGAAACCUACGCCUCAAUGGAUCAGCUCUGCUUAUAAACAAAACACCUCCAACAGCGUGGAGCGGUACACGGUGGGAGGCCUCCACUCUGCUCCUGUCACUGCUCUUGAGUGGAGUAUGAAUGGUCAAAAACUGUUUAGCGGGGAUGCUACAGGUCUCGUUGUUUUCACCGAAAUUGACUAUCACAUGAAUUUGAGCAAGGCGUGUGAAAUACUCAAUGAGAAGUACAGAGUGGUACAGCUUAGUUUCAACCAAAACGCUCAAUCCUUGGUGGUAGCCACAGAGUACCGGUGUAUCGUUGCUCACCGACAGGACAACGGUAGCUGGAGGGUGGUACAGGUCGGACAACAGGAGAGGAGAAGCUUAUGCCGUGUGGGAGCAACAUUUUUUCCUCAUCCAGACCGCCCACUGCAACGUGUCAUCUAUUCAGGGCGAACUGGUUGGCGCUUCUGGUUGUCUGACAGUGAGGGCUGCGUGCACAAGACACUCAUCUUCAAGGACAUGGUUAGAAAACCUCACCAACACAUUCGACUUUUACAUCCGCCACCAGUGAAGGACACAUCGUGGGAAGACCUAGGACCUGUGUUUGCCUGGCGAGGCACAUACCUUGUCACCUUUAACUCCUCCACUCUGAUCAUUCUGGAUCCCCAGAACAUCUCGGUGUUGGCUAGCCUCUGUGGUCUCUCAGACCUCCACUCUGUGUCUCUCACUCCGACAGAGAUCUUCAUAAUCUAUGGCACACGCAACAUCACAAGACUCUCCUACAUCCCUGACUUGUAUGCAGUGAAACAAGAAGAUUCGGGAAUUUCUCUUUUGGAUUUGAAAGUCUCACCUGUUGCUGACACAUUGCUAGAUUUCACGUCAAAAAUCAAAACCACAGCAACCCAAUUUGUCAACAGCCGUCCUCCAACAACCGUAAAUGGGUUAGUGGAAGAGAAUGUGAUGACUGGAACAGACGCACUGGAGCUGGAACUGCCGCCUGUCUUGCCGCUGGACACCGAAGUUCAGGAGCUGACAGUCCAGUUAGAUGAGAGGGUACAGAUCUUGGAGCAGAUCGGAAAGCAAGAUUUUGAUGACAUUAUCUACAGGAGAGCUAAAGGAAAAUGUCAGAAAGUGAACAAAACAAGCCGAUCGCCUAAUGGUGUGGGGGUGGAGUCCAGUUCUGACACUGUCAGUGUAGCCAGUGCCAAGUCGGUGGAGUCCUGCGACAGUGAACCUAACACAAGACCUCCAUCCAGAAACAACAAUGUACUUCCAGAAUCUCAACCACAGCCUCGUUUAUCGCUAGAUUUAGUUUCAAGUUCCAAUCGUCUCUGUGGGACGAUUCCUCCCGACAUAUUACCUGAUCUCAGGAGUCCUGAUUCUAUCCUCAGAGACGUUGAAGACAAAGAAAUACUAGUAGCCAAAGCAUUCAACCUUGGAGAGAUACUCCUAAAUAAAGAUAAAAAGUCAAACAAAGAAACUGCUCAGACGACCAGUGACAGCCUGAGGGAAGAGGCACUCAGCUACGGCCCACCAUCAGGCAGCAGCAGUGCCAUACCCUCGCUGGAGGCUGCCAACCCUCCUGGUCUCCCUGACAUCAACCUGUCUGUGCUGAAACCCAGCCAGGAGGUCUGCGAAAAAACUGAUUUUGAAGACCCAUUGGCACAAGACACCUGUGAUACAUCACCAGAAACGGACACUCUGUUGGAGCACAAUGACGGAUGGACUCGAGUUUCGACUCCAGAAAUUGCCCAGUAUCUGAGUGCCUGCCAGGGGUAUGUGUGCAUGAGUGGACCGAGUCGUACCAUACACAUCGGCCCUGACUGGCGCCGGCUGGACUACCGAGCUGUGGACCUGGCGUUGGCUCCUGACGGCCAACUGGUGUGGAAACUUGACUUUGGAGUCGCGUCCGCCCUUGCAGACGUCACCACUCAAGGUCCAGUGGGGUCGAGGUGGGAGACAGCUGCACGGGGAGUGGAAAGUGUGGCGUUGUCUGACUCCAGCGCCUGGUAUGUUACUCAAGGCAAAGUCUAUAUCCAGACUGAACUGUCGCGCAGCAUACCAUGCCGCGAGGGAUGUCAGGUACCUUGCCAAACUCUUGCACUGAAGGUCUGCUGCUCGCACAAUAUGGUGUGGUUACUCACUACCGACUACUGGCUGCUGUGGCGGGCAGGUAUCACGGAGCAAUGUUGUGAGGGUACCCACUGGCAGCAGGUCAAUGUCCCCUCUCAGCUACAGGUGGCUGACAUUGCACUCGGUCCCUACAACUUGGGCUGGCUGGUCGAUCGAAAUAACUGUGUCUACUUUUCGGACAACUAUGCCAGUGAGAACUGCCUCUGGUGGCAGGUGUUGAUAAGAAACUACUUAUUUGAGAACAACAGCAUCUUGUGUCAAAUAUCCACCAAUGACAACUCAAUUUGGGUCACCAAUAGAAUCUCUCCCUUUGUGUAUAAGAACUCAACGUCCAUAAAAGGCCAUCGGUGGAACGAAGUAGUGAUCAAGAACCUAACAACACAGCUGCGCUGGAGACAGAUAACUGCAGAAGGUGUCUUUGAAGAGAAAGGCUCCUUGUGGCUGUUGUCUUCUGCCAACGAUUUGUUCCAUCUUCGACCUGACUGUGACAAUGUCAAUGUAAUAGCACUGCCCUGUCGUGCGGAGGAUGUGGCCAGUCUGACUGCGGCUCCCCACGCUCUCUGGCUGCUCACUCACUCUGGACAGAUCCACGUCAGACAGGGGAUGGGAGACUCGUGUCCCCAAGGGGACAAAUGGCGCACACUCAACCUUGAACAGAUUAGUGACAAACAGGUGACCCUGCGGCAUGUCAGCUGUGGCUGUGACAUAAUCUGGGCCUGUGACACCAAAGGUGAUAUGUACAUGGCGGUGGGCUCACCUUAUCUGAUAGCCACUGAUACCUUUUCUCCAGCGUGGGUGCAGGUCGAUGGCAGACCCUUGUCGAACACUCAUUUCGUAAAGGUGUUUGUGGGCUCGGAGACGCACAUUGUGUGGGCGCUAGACAACAAGAACAACAUCUAUGUUAGGUCUGGGAUAUUCCACGACUACCAGCUGGGCACUGAUUGGGUGUUGGUCCCAGAUCUGCAGGCUGCAGAGAUCACGAUCAGUGGGUCGACAGUCUGGGCGUUGUCCACAGCUGGAUCAGUGUUCUGCCGGCUUGGUAUCUCAGAGAACAACUACAUCGGCAACUACUGGUACCAAGUCCCAGGUUCUCUCUGCCAUCUGACAGCAUCACUGAGUGAGGGGUUGUGGGGAGUGUCGGACCGGACCGGCGGACUGGUGGUCUACUCACACCAUGAAGUGCCACUCACCGAGGCGGACCGACAGGCUCUCACCGCAACAGUGGAUCGAGAUGACGACUGGGAGGUUAUAUAGGGUCGGCUGCAACUGCAAUACGCAACAGACUUGGGCUGAUCUCUUAGCCUGACGUGGUUUUGUGUAUGAACAAGACCAAAAUCUUCAACUUUGGUUUAACUGCUGUAGCUAGCAAUAAAUGGGGAAAUCUACUAAUUGACUUCUUCUACUUAGAAGAUGAAUUGAUUUUUUAAAUCAUACACCUCUAAUGAGGUGGUAAAUAUGCAGAUAUUUAAAAUAUCACUUCUUGUUGUUCCUUUUAUUACUCUAUGGAAAAUAUUUUGUAACUUAGAUUUUAGACUAUUAAGCAUACUAUUGUCUUGUUAAAUAGAAUAAGUGUUCCAGUCUCAAAAACAAAAGACAAUGAUUACAACCAUUCCUGAUUCUUUAAUAAAUUGUGUAGAGUAAUUUAAAAACGACAUCUUAUGGAGUGUAUAUUUUUUUAUUUACGUGAAAGAGUCCAAAGUUUCAGGCUGUGAUACAUAGAAUUGUGAGUGGUGCUGAUGUAGAUUGUUUAAUUUUGUUAUUGUUUGUACAUUUUGUGUGACCUAUUCGUGGAUAAGCAUUUUUUUCACUAUAAGUGUGGAAAAUCAUGAAUUCGAAUAAAGCUGACUACAAUGUAUUAUUGUAUGAAAUUUGUGUAUUUUAUAAAAAAACUUAUUUAAGCAGCAUUAAAUAUGCGCAGUAUUUUCUUGUUUUGUGAUUAUAUGUAUUUGGUUCUUUUGACCUAUCACUAUAGAUGGUAUAAUUAAACUUGCUUGAAAUUGUGAUCAAAAAGUUUUGUCAAUAAAAAUUAUUAUUGUCUUUUUA
Homalodisca vitripennis (glassy-winged sharpshooter) is the source of this 4850-nucleotide messenger RNA. RefSeq lists its product as uncharacterized. The transcript has 23 exons. NCBI's taxonomy places the organism in Eukaryota, Metazoa, Arthropoda, Insecta, Hemiptera, Cicadellidae. Gene Ontology annotation, molecular function: protein binding. The record is from RefSeq and is a predicted model, not a curated record. Bases 369 to 4061 code for a protein of 1230 amino acids.